Molecule: messenger RNA, 6095 nt
Organism: Ochotona curzoniae (black-lipped pika)
Lineage: Eukaryota; Metazoa; Chordata; Mammalia; Lagomorpha; Ochotonidae
Product: splicing regulatory glutamine/lysine-rich protein 1-like
Exons: 11
Coding region: 2646-4103 (485 amino acids)
Cellular component (GO): nucleoplasm
Molecular function (GO): RNA binding
Source: RefSeq, a predicted model, not a curated record
CUGGUAAGAAUUUUAGGGACACUGAGUAUAGCGUGUUCUCAAUGUAACGUAUUUGUAGUUUUUUUUCAAGUCCAAAUUUCACAUAAAAACCACUGCUUCUAAUUUUCAUCCUUCCCCUUAGAAUUCUAGUCAUACAAAAUUUAUCAAGCAAAGUAAGUGAAUAUUUUAUGGUGGUCUGAAUAGGGUGAAAAAAACCUUUACUUUUUUUUUUUUUGCCUAAGUGGGGAAUGGGCAUUUGAGAAGCUAUUGGUUGCUUAUUUUCGUGUGUCUUUUUGUUUGAUUGAUUUGUUAAAAAAAUUCUUCUGAGAUUACAAUUUUAGUUGGAUUCUUAAGAUUAAGAUUUAGACUUUAAUCCCAUGAGAGAUUUUUCUUCUGAGUUGUCAUUGAGUAUAACAUGGAAAAAUGCUAAAUGCAUUUACAUCAGCCGUUUUCAUAUUUUACUAAUUGAGAUUCAGGUUUUAAAAAAUUGGGUUAUAGGCCUGCCCAUAUUGCCUUCUGUGUUGGUAGAUUAUCAUUAAAUGACUAAAUUUAAUUUUCAAGCCUUAAUGAUUUUAAGCAGCAAAAAAUGUUGAUUAUGUAAGAUUAUUAAUGUCUGAUCAUUAAUGUUUGAUUAAGAUUUUGUAAAGAUGGAAGAAAUUUGUUUUAGACUUUAUGUACACUAACUGGGGACUUCAGGAAAUUAGAAAAAUUGGCCACGAGAUAAAGACAGAUUUUGUACAAACUUUUAGAAGCCCCCUCAGGUUUGGAUAGUGUAUUUGAUAGAAAUCCAUCAUAGAAAUUAAACUGUGAAACUUUUUUUUUUUUUAAAGAUUUAUUUUAUCAGAAAGUUGCAACUUUUUCUUAACCCAUUAUGUCUUAUUGUCAUAUAUAUGGUGCAUACAAAAACACCGAGCAAGAAAUAUAUUGCUUAUGGUAUCUUUGUGAUAAAUACUGCGACAUUGAGAAUGUAAGACUUGAUGGGUUAUUGUAUCCUUAGUGACAGUGUCAGACAAGGUGGCAGCUGCUGGAGUGGCAGUGUGUCACUGGAAGGCUAGGCCGAUCGCACAGUCUACUGGUGCAUCAUGAAGGCCAGAUGGGGAAGAUUUCAUAGUAGAAAAUAAUGAACUUUUGACCUGUGUCAGACACCCUGUUAGUCUUCCAUGCUGUCUUUAUGGAUGGUUUUGCUUAUUAAUUGGCAAACAUUACUAAAUUGGAGAAAUUACUGUUGUUUUUUUUAGGUGCAGUUGUUAGGCUAGUGAACCAUAGGGUUUGCACUUCCCAGCCUCAGCUGAUGCAGUCAGUGUGUUCAGAUUUUAUAAGUGUUUUUCACAGCCAUAUAUUUGUACCAGGAAAAUCUGUGAUAUUAGUGUAAGUAGCAUAGCAUAUAUGUGGAUGUUAAUACAUGUGUUAAUAUGAAUAACUAAUAUACUUAAAGUAGGUUAUUGUUAUUUGAUGUCUCAGUAAGGCUAUCUACCUUUUGUUUAUGCAUGUUGAAUCUGUUUUCUAGAAUUUACAUUGAAGUAGUUUCUGUUUUUAAAGAUAUGUUAUUAAAUUUACUUAGUGUAAACUUAUUUAGAGAUUUGUGUCUGUGCGUCUGAUUGUUUUCAGUAGCAUUUUUACCACUGGAAUUAGGCAUGGAUGCAUGAACUGUGCUUCAGCUGUGGGUGACUCUGUACACUGUCUUGAAGAAUCCGUAAUGGAGAUACAUGCCAGCUAAGCUACCACAUGAGUAGUGCUUCUAAGUACAUGGAGUCACCUGUUUUUAAAAAUCUUUGUUUUGGCUAAGAUGAUAAGAAAAAAUGUGAAAGUUAACAAGUUUUUGCCAAAAUUAGUUGGUUAAAAUUUAGCAAAUGUGGCAAGUCAGUGUACCUAUUUCACAGUGAAUUUUUCAUCUUUAUUUUUUUUCUUAUUAGUGUGAAAUUAUUUUAGGACUAACUCUUGACAUAUGGCAGUUAAAGUGUUGAUAGGUAAGACACAUAAGCCACCCUUCUUCGGAUAAGUAUGCAAAAGCUGACUACAAGGUUAAUGUUUUAAGAAGUUUUCCUGAAAGCAGGAAGUCUUCUUGAUGCAGUUAUCUGAUGUAGGUAUUUUCCAAAACUUUUAGCAGUUUAUGGAGGUGUGUUCCUUGGCAAUGGAUUCUUUUAGACAUCUCAGAUAUUGGUGAGACCUUUGAGUGAAUGGAUGUAGACUGCCUUUUAAAUUACAGCUAGUAUGUUAAGUAGAUUUUUAUUUUUAUUUAUUUUUUUUGUUUAUUUGGAAUUGAAUGGAAUCUGUUGGAUUAUCAAAAUUGUUUGCUUCACAAGUAGAUAGCUUGAGUAACAGGGUAGGGGCACUCAUUAAGGAACAGAUUUCAAUUCGCACAUAUUUGGUUUUUUUUUCUUUUUUUUUCUUUUUUUUUUUUUUGACUGAUUUGGUUAUUUGCCAUUUCUGGGGAUUAAACUUUAAAAAAUGUUCUUCUUUUCUGUAUCUGAUGUUCUGUGUGCUAUUAGUGAUGCAGCCAACACGAACGGUUGUCAUGUGUAACACAACUUUCGAUCACCGCGAAAACACCGUCCUGGGAAAGCGUCCAUGCUUGAUAUCGUUUGGUUCAUGAACAUUAAGUUUCCAGUACAGGUAAGAUCCCUGAAGAAGCCAAAGCCCUCUCCUUGCUGGCGCCCGCUCCGUCCAUGACCAGCCUGAUGCCUGGUGCAGGGCUGCUUCCCAUCCCCACCCCCAGUCCUUUGACCACACUUGGUGUCUCGCUUAGCAGUUUGGGAGCGAUACCAGCAGCAGCGCUGGACCCCAACAUUGCAGCUCUUGGGGAGAUACCACAGCCACCACUCAUGGGGAACGUGGACCCUUCUAAGAUUGACGAGAUCAGGAGGACGGUGUAUGUUGGCAAUCUGAAUUCCCAGACAACUACAGCUGAUCAACUACUUGAGUUUUUUAAACAAGUCGGAGAAGUAAAGUUUGUGCGGAUGGCAGGUGAUGAGACUCAGCCAACUCGGUUUGCUUUUGUGGAAUUUGCAGACCAAAGUUCUGUGCCAAGGGCCCUUGCUUUUAAUGGAGUUAUGUUUGGAGACAGGCCACUGAAAAUAAAUCACUCCAACAAUGCAAUAGUAAAACCCCCUGAGAUGACACCUCAGGCUGCAGCUAAGGAGUUAGAAGAAGUCAUGAAGCGGGUCCGAGAGGCUCAGUCCUUUAUCUCAGCAGCUAUUGAACCAGAGUCUGGAAAGAACAAUGAAAGAAAAGGCGGUCGAUCUCGUUCCCAUACUCGCUCACAAUCCAGAUCUAGCUCAAAAUCUCAUUCUAGAAGGAAAAGAUCACAGUCAAAGCGCAGGAGUAGAUCCCAUAAUAGAUCACGUUCAAGACAGAAAGAUCGACGCAGAUCUAAGAGCCCACAUAAAAAACGCUCUAAGUCAAGGGAGAGGCGCAAGUCCCGGAGUCGGUCACGUUCACGGGACAAAAGGAAGGAUACUCGAGAAAAGAUCAAGGAAAAGGAAAGAGUGAAAGAUAGAGAAAAGGAAAGGGAAAAAGAGAGAGAGAGAGAGAAGGAACGUGACAAGGAGAAGGAGCGGGGUAAAAACAAAGAUAAAGAGAAGGACAGAGAGAAAGAACGGGACAAAGAGCCUGAGAAGGAACAGGACAAAGACAAGGACAGAUCCAAAGAGACCGAUGAGAAGAGGAAGAAGGAGAAGAAGUCCAGAACACCACCCCGGAGUUACAAUGCCUCCAGAAGAUCUCGAAGUUCCAGCAGGGAAAGACGUAGGAGGAGGAGCAGGAGCUCUUCUAGAUCCCCAAGAACAUCGAAAACCAUAAAAAGGAAGUCUUCCCGGUCUCCCUCCCCGAGGGGCAGAAAUAAGAAGGAUAAAAAGAGAGAGAAGGAACGGGACCACAUUGGUGAGAGGAGGGAGAGUGAGCACUCCAGCUCUGUGAAAAAGGACUGUAAAGACGGCGAAGGCAAGGAGGACAGCGCUGUGCUCACAGGAAGUGAUGAGAAGGAGGAGAUGAACGAGGCAGAUUCAGAUGUGGGCAAAGAAGUCGGUGACCAGGACGCACCGAGGACUGGGGACAGCCACGGGCAGCAGAACGGCAGCUGUCAGCCUGACGAGGAAAACCUGUCUGCCCAGUCAGACACGGUGUAGGACCCUCCAAGGCCCCUCUGCACUCAACGCUGGCAUCCAGUCCAAAGCUUUUACGUCUCACAACAAGAUGUAAUAGACAGGGAGGAAGUCUAGUGGAGCGUAAAAGAUAGCAGCAAACGGCUUUCCAAUCCUUAGGUGACUUUGUGGCCAUCUUGUUUCUGAAUCAGAAAGCACGGACAUGGAGACGGUAGCACACGUUACUCAGCCUUCUCAUGUGAAGUCUGUGCAGUUCCAUGGUGGCCGACAUACUUGCCAUGUGGUUUAUUAGUGUCUGCCAAGAACCAUUGCAAAUAAACACAACAUCAGAGAUCCAAAUUCAUACUAUCCUUAAAGACUGGUGACAAGCUUUGCAGGCUCUUGACAAGGCUGGUUACUGAAUUUUGUAUCACUUUACUUUUUUUUUUUAAAGCAGUUUCAGUAUGUAAAGUUUGAUGAUGUGCUUGAAAUUGGUGGAAAUAUAAACACACCCCUUGUAAGUGCAAAGUAUGUAAGAAGUUUUCGCCUUUACAAGAUUUACAGUGAUUGUGUUUAAUUCUCACUUGUUUUCUUUUGUUCAUCAUUUAGGACAGCAGUUUUUCUUUAAGAUAGUUUUACAGGUUAAAAUUGUUUAAGUGGAUUAAAAAACAACUGACACUGCAUGCUACUGUUCUCUCUGAAAAGAAAGAACCCCCUGUGCUGAAUACUAAUACGUGUUAGUAUUCCGUGUUUGAGUCGUUGGGUCUACCCGCAGAGUGAGCGUUUUCUUUUAAACUUCCUUGACAUUUCCAAGCUUACUGCGAGUAGAAUUGCAGUGUGUGUUGUCAGCUGUAGGUGGCAAAGGCGUCCUUAGCAAAAGGAAACUGGGUUUUCAAAAUGGGCUAUGGGAGCACAAGCUGAAGCUUUAGUGCCUUCUACAAUGUUUUCUAGAAUUUUCUAUGUGCUAGUCAUCCUGAAUUCAUAUGGAAUCUAGGUGGAUAUUCUGUUCAUACCCAUAGAGAGGUAUGCAAGUCAAGUGUCAGGAGAGCUGCUUACUUAGUUCACCUAAUAUGAAAAGGAAGUCUUGUUUUCAAGGCUGAUUGUUGAGUUUAACAGUACAGUUUUGGGACCAUCAAUUUUAUACUGUGACAAUUGAAGCAUGCUGUUCUCCCUAAAAGGAACCUUUUUGUGGUCUAUGUUGAUGUUGAAUGACCUUAAUGAUUACCUCUCAGUUGUCUUCUCUAAAUGAUGUGCUGACUGAGGGAAGCCUCGUUUACCAGGGAGGUUGUGUGUCCCAGGGUAUGUUUCCUUGAGUUUAAAAUUCGGGUGGUCCGUCGUAGAUAGACUCACCUUUCCCUGACGGUGUGCAAGACGACAGCAUUGCAAAGGUUUUUCGUCUCAAAACGUUUAACUUGUGGUUUUUGAAUUCUUUUCAUUACUGUUAUAUUUCCAAAAAAAAAAGUAACAGUUUUAAUUAGCAUGUUAUUAAAAAAUCAAGUAUAAUUUUAUUUUAAUGCAGUCUAAUACAAUCAAAUUACUCAGUUGCCUUACCUCAAUGGGAAGAGUUACUUGUACAGAUAGAGUUAAAAAGCUGAGUAGCAGGUGGUCACUUGGUUUCACCUUGAAUUUUCAUGUUAAUACUGUUGAGGUUGAAGUCUUUGGUGAAGACUGAAAAGAGUUGCCCCCACCGCGAGUAAUGAAGCCUGGUUUGAUUAUUAAGCUGCUUAAUCACUCUUUUUGUGUUCAAAAUUACUGUGUGAUUUUUUUUUUCCUUUUUGUCAACUGUGUACAUUAAAACUUUGGAAAAUGCUUUACUAUGUAAAGUAUAGAUGGUCAUUUUUAUCAUUCAACCACAUACGGUUGGCUGUAAACAGCUUAUUCUGAUGUAAGAAUGCUGGGUGCAUAUGGAGAGGACUGUGUAGGAUUAUGUGUCUUGCAUCAAUAGCUGUCUUAUUUAUGAUAUGGAAGUAGACUAGAGCAAAUGUUUGAAUCUUUGUUAUUUUUAGUACCGUUUCUCUAAUAAAGCUAAGUAUUUUA